Benincasa hispida (wax gourd) is the source of this 363-nucleotide messenger RNA. The record is from RefSeq and is a predicted model, not a curated record. Lineage: Eukaryota; Viridiplantae; Streptophyta; Magnoliopsida; Cucurbitales; Cucurbitaceae.
AUGACUGGGUGUAAACCUGUUGACACAUCAGUAGAGUACAAUGCAAAGCUCAGUGAUAAGAAUGAUAGAGUUCCUGUUAAUAAAGAAAGGUAUCAGCGGUUAGUCGGAAAAUUGAUCUACUUGUCUCAUACAAGGCCAAAUAUUUCUUGUGAAGUAGGUGUUGUCAGUCAGUUUAUGCAAGCUCCUUGUGAGGAUCAUACGACAACAACUAAAUGUAUCCUCCCGUACUUGAAAGGAACUCUUGGCAAGGGUCUAAUGUUUAAAAAGACUGAUAAACGAUUUGUUGAAGCCUACACUGAUUCUGACUGGGCAAGUUUUGUUAUUGACAAAAAAUCGACAUCUGGGUACUAUACGUUUGUCUAA